Terrapene triunguis (Three-toed box turtle) is the source of this 3833-nucleotide messenger RNA. It is a transcript of the gene STX2, whose product is annotated as syntaxin 2. The transcript is spliced from 10 exons. Gene Ontology annotation, biological process: synaptic vesicle fusion to presynaptic active zone membrane; intracellular protein transport; exocytosis. Gene Ontology annotation, molecular function: SNAP receptor activity; SNARE binding. Gene Ontology annotation, cellular component: endomembrane system; SNARE complex; plasma membrane. The coding region runs from base 112 to 912 and encodes 266 amino acids. The record is from RefSeq and is a predicted model, not a curated record. Lineage: Eukaryota; Metazoa; Chordata; Testudines; Emydidae.
GCGUGAGGGGAGGCGGCGCGGCCCGUCCGCUGAGCCCCGCCGAGGAGGGAGGUGGCGGCGGCGGCCGAGUAACGGUGUGAAGAGUGAGCGAGGCGCUGAGCUGCUGCGGGGAUGAGGGACCGGCUGGCUGAGCUUUUAGCGGGUAAAAAAGAUGAAGAUGGAGAGACAACUGUUGUUGUUGAAAAAGAUUAUUUUAUGGAUGAUUUCUUCCAGCAGGUUGAGGAACUCAGAAACAAUAUAGCUAAAAUAGCACAAAAUGUGGAAGAAGUUAAGAAGAAACACAGCAUUAUCUUGUCUGCACCAAAUCCUGAAGGCAGAACAAAGGAAGAACUCGAGGACCUGAACAAAGAAAUCAAGAAAAUUGCUAAUAAAACUCAAGCUAAGUUAAAGGCUAUUGAACAAAGUUUUGAUCAAGAUGGGAAUGCUAAUCGAACAUCAGUUGACCUCAGGAUACAAAAAACACAGCACUCGGUAUUGUCCUGGAAGCUUGUGGAGGUCAUGACAGAAUACAAUACGACCCAGACCCGAUUUCGAGAACGCAGCAAAGGACGGAUACAGCGACAGUUAGAAAUAACUGGAAAAAACACCACUGAUGAAGAACUGGAAGAAAUGUUAGAAAGUGGUAAUCCUUCUAUUUUCACUUCUGAUAUUAUAUCGGACUCCCAAAUUACUAGACAAGCUCUGAAUGAAAUUGAGUCACGACACAAAGAUAUUAUGAAACUGGAAUCCAGUAUACGGGCACUACAUGACAUGUUUAUGGACAUGGCUAUGUUUGUUGAGACUCAGGGUGAAAUGAUCAACAGCAUAGAAAAGAAUGUGAUGAAUGCAUCAGAUUAUGUAGAACAUGCUAAAGAGGAGACAAAAAAAGCAGUUAAAUAUCAAAGUAAAGCGCGAAGGCUCCGUAUGUGUUAAUAAGAAUGAACAACAAGUAUCCAAGAAAAGGAGAAGAUAAGCAGUUUCUCAAAUCUCCAGUUACGACUGCAGACAUAAACAUGCUUUAUCAACUCAGCUUCCAUAUGUAGCAAACAGUACUUUAUCAACAGAAGUUGUUUAUGGAUUUAAACAUGAGUAUUCCAUGAAAUAAAACACAUAGGUGUUAGGCAAAUAUUCAAAAGUUAAUUUAAGACUACUGUGAUUGACUGCAGUUAUAUGUACAAUUUGGAAGAGAAAUACUGGCAAUAAGUAUGUCAUUGUAUUGAGGUGCUUUUCAAAAAACUUCAACUACAUGUCAACAUUUUCUGUCCAUAUAUACUAUUUGCUAUGGUUCUAGAAUGUGCAUGUACUACUUAAAAUAGAUUUAAAAUCUGAUAUGAUACAUUAAUCUGGAUUUUUCUUUUUUGCAGAAAAUGACAUUCAUAAUUAUUUGUGUAACUGUCUUGCUUGUGAUCCUUGGAAUUAUCCUAGCAGCUACAUUAUCAUAGCAAGCACAUUCCAAGAGUUUAAGAAUCUUCAGGCUCCAAAUCACAUCUGCAGUGAAACCAAAUAUCCUAACUUUUUUGUGGUAAAAGAUGCCUUACACCAUGUUACACAUGAUGUUCAAUGCUGACCUAUCAUUAGUGAUUUAAAGGUGAAAACACAAUGGCACCUAAUGUUUAAUCAUAUCUGUAAAUCAAAGUGUAUAUGGGAAAUCAAUUGGAUUUUCAUCAGAAACCACAUGGAUCUGUCAGUGUGAAGCCUGCUUUUAAUGGUUUUGAAUUUAAGUGAUUUGGGAAUUCCACUUUUUGAUAUUUCAGUGUUAUAAACACAGAAUUUAAUUAGGGAAUUGUGGAACUAUUGAGUUUUGGCUAUUUGGUAUAAUUUUUUCACUUCUAAUGCAAUUUUAAUCAAGAAUUUUAGUAUCACAUUUGUGUUCUCUUCUUGUUAACAAAAUAAUUGAUUCUCUGAGCACUGUUUUGUAGGCGAUGUAGCCAUAACUUUACAUAAAACAUUUACUGGUUAGUCAUCUUGCUCUGUCCAGUUUUUAUAGGAAAAAAAUUCCCUCUUCAACUAAUGCUGCCUCAUUUUAUUUUAAAAAUCAAUUUGUGCUUAAAGAUAUUAUACAAUUCUUUUUAAUUUGAGGGGGAAAUCCUGCUUCCAGAAAGCUUGUGAAGCAACCAAAUAGCGUUCUGUUAAUAGUGACUAUAAAAUUUGAACUGUUUUUAACCCCCCCCCCCCCCAGUAAAGAUUGUUUAGAAGAUUGCACUUAAGUCCAUUUCUGCUUGUUGCAUUAUGUUAGAAUUCUUAGAUUUGGAGGGGGGGGGGGACACUAGUUAUUGUGAAGUUUAUUGCUCUAUUUACUUUAUCAGAUUUAUUGUGCUUAAUUGCUUAAAAUGUGUGUCUAAUCUAUAUAAUCAAGACAGUGGCUGCAAUGUUUUCCUGGUAUAAAAAUGCAAUAAUGAAGCACAGAUAUAGUAUUUGAACAGUUUGGGAAGAUAUUUCAAAAUAAAAUUUGUUGUGCAUAUGAAACUAAAACUGACAGCAAUUUAGCUUUACAACUUUGACCAGAUUGGCAUAAGCCACAUUUCAUCUUGUUCCUUAUAGAGCAAAAAUCAAGACUUAAUUUUCAAAUGUUUGCAAGUGGUGGUGAGAAAUGAUAGUAAUGAAUAGGUUUCCUUAAUUGCAUUAUAUUUAGAUUUGCUGCUAAUACACUGAUUUGUUAUGAAAUUUACUUUUGUGAAUUUAUGUAACAAGUAUGAAGAGUUUAGUAAUGGCUAUCAUAACUGAUAUAUUGCUGCUUGUAAAGUUUUAAACAUUUCAAACUUAACCAAAAUAGCCUAAUUUAAUGUUACAGGUUAUUUUUGUUCUUGUAUCAUUUCUGUGUAAAAUAUUUAUAAUUUGUAUUUUGAUUUCUCAUUUGAAUAUGUUCAUGUAGAUAUAUUUACACUUAAAGUGAAAUAGAAAAAGAAGAAAGGGAGCCUUCUUAAAACAUGGCUUACAUCUCUUCAUUUUUCUGUUUUAAGAUGGUUACAAAUGUUGUUUUGCUUUAGAUAAUGUUAAAUGUUGCAACUUUUUAGUACUGCAGCUUACUGACUCAUUACACAUUAAAAUGUUCUUGUUUAAAAUGUCUGAGAAGCAAGUUAUACAUUAAAAUGUAACUAAUUGAAAUGCUUAGCAAGAUUUACAAUGUAUGCCAUCUGUUGAAGGAUAUUCCUGCUUGAUGCUGUCCAAAUAUACUGUGAAAUUUUCUUCAGAUUGUAUUUUGCAAAUGGUGAUCCAUGGUGAAAGCACAUAGGAACAAAUAGGCUUCUUUAGUUGCAUUGUGUUUGGGAUUGCUGAAUAAGAUCCUGAUUCAGUAAUUUUAUCCUGAAAACACUUGUUAAAGAUUAUUCAUGGACUCUUACAAAUCGGCUAUCAAGAAAUUUAUUGAAAUGUUCAUCUUAAUUAAUGAACAAAUUUCUUUACCUUUCCUUGAGUUCGGACACCCAGGAGUGACUAUGGAAGUCUUUAUGCAAAAUACUGACAGUUGGUUGACUUGAAAUGGUCAGUUCUUAAGUAAAAUGUAUUUUUAUUUAAUAGCUUUGUUUUCUAGUAUUUAGUAAUAAAACUUAUUUAUAGAAAUGUACAGAUUAUUCUAUUUAAGAAAAAUAUCAGAUAGUGCUGUUGAUAGAAGUGGAUUAUCUACAUCAACCAAAAAAAAGUGUGUAACUUUUUACACUCAUUUGCAAGAGAUUCUCCAUUCAGAAUAUAAAUUGAAAGGGUCAUUUUUUACUACUUUAUAUUUGUUCAUAUACUUGCCUCACAAUUUUGUUUUUUUUAAAAGAAAAGAAAAUACAAGUAUAUUUCAAAUUCCACACAGGUGUACAUGCUAACUUCCUUGUCACUUCAGGAGCAAACAACUGGUUUCUAGUUUAAUU